AUGACGUCUGCCGCCGCCGCUGAUAAUGCCGGGCGGGAAGCCCCUGACGAACCCUCCAUUAUGUCUGAGGAUGAAGGGGGCCAGCCUCGAAAGCGACUGAGGGUCUCGCGGGCUUGUGAGCCUUGCCGACGUCGAAAGGAGCGUUGCAAUGGGGCUCAGCCAUCCUGCCAACGCUGCAACAACGUUGGGCGUUCAUGCUCAUACAACCCCUACAAAAAGCGCGGCCUGCGUCCAGGAUAUGUCAAAGCGACGGACAUAUUGCUUGGAGUUUUGCUUCACUACUAUGACGAUGCCGAAAGCCUGAUCAUAUCAAUCCUCAGUGCCGACACAACUGGUUCACCCGACCCCAUUGCAGGGUCAGAACGUAGUGACGUUCCAUUUCCCGUUUCGCUCUACGAUGUAUGGCGGAAAAGCGCAGCACUGGAAGCGCUGCAAAAGGCGCUCAUAGUGCUUGGUUCGGACGACGACGACGAAUCAUAUCUUCGCAACCUCGACAAAAAGUUGACUGCGGCGUUAAACGAGAGAGUGUGCCGAGAAGCUCGCAGCGGACCUCAUACGCAACGGCCAUCGAUAGUGCCGGACCAGCCUUCUCGACCCUCGCCAGCACCGUUCACUCAGCAGCCUCAGGUCAACCUGGUCCCACAAGGUCAAUAUCAUGUUGCGGGCAGUUUGGGAGAAGAUAUCUGCAAUUUAGGACAUGCUUCACCGUCAAACUGGUCCAACUUGAUCGAAGUCUACUUGUCGGGCACACACUCUUGGUUGCCAGUCAUUUCGAAACACUCCUUGCUGCGUUCAGGCAGCCUAUUGGCUGCCGCAGCUGGUGAUACAUCAUACACGACAGCCAAUGGCAUUGAAACGCCCCAGGAUGGAGAUGUCGUGUCCCUUUGGGCUGUCUAUGCGCUAGCAUCAUAUCAGCUACAAGGGGCCGGUACGAUUACCGCCCAGCAACCUUCAAUCGAAACGAAUCAGGUAGAGAUUCACAGGAUAUCCAAGAAGCUUGCGACCAAAGAACCUGAACAUUACGAUGCCGGACAUGUCCACGCUUUCUUAAUACUAGCGUUACUCGAGGGCUUGAAAGGUACCUGGUCUAAAGCAUGGAUCUGGGUAGGUAAAGCUGUCUAUGUAGCGACUAGCUUGCACUUGGUCUCGACCGAGGGGAAAGAUACAAUCGAGACGCCCGAGAGUAGACGUCUUUUCCAAGGCUGCUUUGUUCUAGACACGCUCGUCGCCUUGAGGCUUGGCAACCGAUCGUAUUUCAACCAUCAGGAUCUCAAGAGCCGCGCGCUCAGCACGGUCGAUGGUCUGGAGGAAUGGGAAGCCUGGCGUCCGUGGCCUACACCUGCUGCUGAUAUGAUGAUGUGCACGGCAUCAUAUGGCCCCGGUCGAGUGCUAAGCACCUUUAAUUAUCUGACUCGUCUUGUCUGUCUGCUAAACUAUCUUUACAGCGUGGGCCAGGGCAGCUCAUUCCCGACGCAGAGAUAUGGUUUUUUCGAGGAGUUGAGUCAACUGCUUGAAACAGUGCCAUUGCAAAACGCCAGUUCCUUCCAAGAGCAGAGCUUAGCCUCUGAGCCGCCGCACGUUGUGCACCUCAAGAUUGCUACGGCGGCGACAUACGUCCUCAUCAAAUGCAAGUCAGCCCAUAGAUCUCAGUUGCAAACCUGCGCGCAGCUUGAGAAGGAAAAAAUACUUCCCACCGUGACACCAAUCUUGAAGUUCCUUGCAUCAACCCCACGGCUAUCACCGAUAUUCUACACUACCUGCUUACCACCGACCACGAAGUUCUUUCUCGUCUAUCUUGAACAGCAUGGCCUCAGUUCCCUGGAAUACCAUUUACGGCCUGACUGGGAGACCGUUCUAUCCCAGACGGCAUCUGCUCGAGUCGUGUCCUCCCAAACAACGCAGCGGAACUCCAGCGCGGGCCAUACCGCCAGCUCAUUGAUAUCUUUCCCUCCUAUUCUCGGGACGGUUCGAGGAUCCAAUACAACCUCACUUGAAUCCGUUGAACCAGUACAUGACCGAUCUUACGACGAUCCCCCCAUGUCAGAUGCUCAUGCCGCAGACAGGAACUUUCCGACUCGCGUCAACAACACCCAACCCCGGCCCACCGAGUCUUCAAGUCAGCCCAUGGCAUCAAUGGCUCAGUUCCCAACUCCAAUUUCUGCUUCUGGAGGUUCUGGACGUGGACCCAGUACUUCUAAUAUGGCAUCGGAAAUGAAUCAGUCUGACUUGGCGAGGACCGAACUCUCUGGCUCCUUGCCGGACUCUGUGGAUCAACACAGCCUUUUUGGUCAAUUGACGCUCCUCGAUGCGGUUGAAUGGUGA
This is a messenger RNA of Thyridium curvatum, 2322 nucleotides long. RefSeq lists its product as uncharacterized. NCBI's taxonomy places the organism in Eukaryota, Fungi, Ascomycota, Sordariomycetes, Thyridiales, Thyridiaceae. Gene Ontology annotation, biological process: positive regulation of transcription by RNA polymerase II; DNA-templated transcription. The coding region runs from base 1 to 2322 and encodes 773 amino acids. The transcript has a single exon. The record is from RefSeq and is a predicted model, not a curated record. Gene Ontology annotation, molecular function: DNA binding; zinc ion binding; DNA-binding transcription factor activity, RNA polymerase II-specific.